AUGGCCAGCCAGGACAUUCGAAGCGGAGCGAGGAGGAGCUCGAGGGUAUCUAGCGGUCGCGAACUCAAGCUACCCCCCUCCUACACUGUUGACGGGAGAACGUACACGGCAGGCCCCGAGAUGCGCCCGCGCAGCCAUACGAUAUCAGCGGAAGCGAGCCGAAUCCCACUGAAUCCACUGAGCCUACCUAGCUCUCCGAGCCGGCAACCCGUAGUGACCACUAUCAAGCCACGGUCUCAGACCAUCUAUCCCACCCCAUCGCGAGAUGGUGGUGAGCGUUAUAUAACCCCUUCAUCGUCUCAUUCUCGGCAUAGGCAACCGAGUGGGCCACUGGGAGGAGAGCCCGAUACGAUAGUGCCUUCUGGGGAGCGUGAGCUCAAGUACAGGAAUGGGUAUCUGACUCCCGCCGGAAAUUCAGGGUUCCCAAGCCCUAACCGGGAUUCCAGCUACAAAGAUAUCGAUGUUCAUGAUUCAUUCAGCUAUACCAACGCUCGAGAACAGUUUUAUAGAGACUCUGAUGCCAUUCGAGAAUCCCGUCGACAAGUCCCCGCUGUCAGAAAGGCAAGGCCCUUGAGUUUGACCGGGUUGGAAGCUUACCUUCCACAAGUCACUCGGGACCCAAAGGCUGCUGGGCCUCCGCCAUCAUCUCGGCGAUUCCUAGCGCCUGAGAGAGAAGACGCGCCUCGCAAUUACAGAGAGAUAAAGCCGCGGGACCUGGAUGCUGACACAACCAGGAACAACUCUACAGUUUCUCGAGCUUCUGACAACGUCCGGCAGAACAGCUCCCUUCGCAACCCAGUAUCUUUACACCAGGACAGAACUACGUCACCAUCACCCGCCCCUCCUGGCCCACGUCGCUCCGGCUAUGAUAAUUCAGUUGACAAAGGGUAUCAGAUACGGAGAGAUGCGAACAACAACGUGAUUGUUGAUGAUAAACCCGAAACUGCUCGGCGUGACCGACGACUAAGCGUUUCUGGUCAGACUCCGAACCGAGAUCGAGGAUAUUCUACCGGCCGGGCUCCGGAUGGAAUGACAAGUGGUGGCCUCGCAACUGCUGGCCUUGCCAGUGGAUAUUCUAAUGAACCCAUGGACGCACACCCACGGUCUGAGGCUCGGAGCGGGCGAGAUCGGUCCGACUAUCCCAGCCGCCCUGAAGAUAAAUAUAAACCCUCCAGGAACUGGCCUCAGGAUACAAAUGAUGGCUACUAUUCGGACGGAGCUAGGGGAAAUCACCAAUAUAAGCCAUCAUCAUCCUCUCGGGAGACUGAACGGCGCCCCAGGGCUCCAUCACCUGUUGACUCGGACUCGAAGCGGUCAAUCAACUCCUCACGUCAUGAAAAUUACGAAAGAGUAGCUCCAAGGGAAUCGAACUCUUCUGCAAAGAGAUCGCCUCCUCCGGCCAGUGGAACGAGCCCAGAUACCCAAGCGCCCCGAGGGAUUCUAAAACAACCCACUGAGAAAUUCCCUGAGGAGCCCCAUGCUGUCCGAGAAGGCGUGGCGCCUUUGAAGGAUGCGCCGAAGAAAGGCGUACCAGCUGGUGCCCGCUGGACCAAGAUCGACAGAAGGCUAGUCAGCCCAUCUGCUCUUGAAGGACGAGAAAGGUUUGAAGAACGACCGGACUACGUGAUUGUGCUUCGAGUUCUGUCCAGAGAAGAAAUCGAGGAGUACGCACUUUCGUCGGCUAAGAUACGAGGUGAGUCUUGAUGAUUGGAACUGCGAGUUGCUGUGGUUUGACGAUACUAUGGAAGCUGAUGGUGGGUGUCUAGCUUCACGAACCCGACGAAUCUCAGAUCGUAAAUCCCGAGACGAAGAUGAUACUCGAGCUCGCGGACGUGAUUCCGACAGCGAUGAUGAAGACGACCACAGCUCAUCCCAGCUGCGACUCGAGCCACCGCCACGAGACCCCAGACGAUGACGAACGUGAGCCGUACCGCACAUGUCCGUCAUUAACUCCCCUCAUCUAGUUUCUACAAUCUCUCACACUUCGCAGAGCCAUGCCUUUGUCUGAUUUCCUCGCAUCUAAUGAUUGUUUGUUGACUUAUGAAUACCAAGCUACUAAAUAAAAAAAAAAAAAAAAAAAAAAGGAAGAAAAAAAAAAUAUUUUCUUGCUUUGUUUUUGACGAAUACUUAGCCAUUCAUUGAGAGCGUAGAGUAUUUCUCUCGUUCAAAUAGCUGUUUGGUGAUGUCGACGUUUGAUGAGUUCUCAAUAUGCGGGAUGUGGGGCGGC
Molecule: messenger RNA, 2227 nt
Organism: Trichophyton rubrum CBS 118892
Lineage: Eukaryota; Fungi; Ascomycota; Eurotiomycetes; Onygenales; Arthrodermataceae
Exons: 2
Coding region: 1-1704 (567 amino acids)
Source: RefSeq, a predicted model, not a curated record